AUGUCCAGUUUAAAGGACAUAUGCAGCGGGCUUCCUUUCGAUCCUUUGCCUCCAAACAGGGGACGAGAUCCCAGCAUGCCUCAUGCUCCGAUUCGGACCCCCAACCUUACUGCAGAAGAAGAGCGGCUGGCAUUGAGAAAUGCUCUGCGUUACUUUCCGCCUUCCCACCAUCCAACGCUGGCUCCUGAAUUUGCUCAGGAGCUGCGGCAGUAUGGCCACAUUUACAUGUACCGCUUCUGCCCCGUGCUACGCAUGAGAGCCUACCCCCUAGACGAGUACCCAUGCCGCACACGUCAAGCAGCCUCUAUGAUGCUCAUGAUCAUGAACAACCUGGACCCGGCUGUUGCUCAGUUUCCCCAAGAGCUUGUCACUUAUGGGGGGAAUGGCCAGGUGUUUAGUAACUGGGCUCAGUUCCGCCUGGUGAUGCAUUACCUGAGUGAGAUGACCGAGGAACAGACCCUGGUCAUGUACAGUGGCCAUCCCAUGGGCUUGUUCCCCAGCCUGCCUUCCUCCCCCCGGGCCAUCAUCACCAAUGGCAUGGUCAUUCCAAAUUACUCCUCCAGAGAUCAGUAUGAAAAGAUGUUCGCUCUUGGUGUGUCGAUGUAUGGUCAGAUGACAGCAGGAAGCUACUGCUACAUCGGGCCUCAAGGGAUAGUUCACGGCACAAUGUUGACGGUACUGAACGCCAGCCGGAGGUAUCUGGGCUCAGGCGACUUGUCAGGACGUGUGUUUGUGACCUCCGGCCUCGGAGGCAUGAGCGGAGCUCAGGCUAAAGCCGCCGUCAUUGCUGGUUGCAUUGGCGUGAUUGCAGAGGUGGACGAGGCUCCCUUGAGAAAGAGACAUGAGCAGGGCUGGCUGAUGGAGGUCACCAGCAACAUAGAGCAAUGCAUCAAGCGAAUCAGAGAAGCUAAGCGCUCCAAGACUCCUCUCAGUCUGGGAUACCAUGGAAACAUAGUAGACCUGUGGGAGAGGCUCCUGUUAGAGUUUGAGAGGACAGGAGAGCUCCUGGUGGAUCUGGGAUCAGACCAGACCUCCCUUCAUAACCCCUACAACGGCGGUUACUAUCCAGUCCAGCUCAGCUUCCGCCAGGCCAACCAGCUCAUGACGACUGAUCCUGACCGUUUCAAAACCAUGGUUCAGCAAAGUCUAAGAAGACACGUAACGGCUAUCAACAAGUUGUCUGACGCAGGCAUGUUCUUCUGGGACUAUGGUAAUGCCUUUCUCCUGGAGGCCAAAAGAGCUGGUGCAGAGGUUGAAAAAGCUGGAGGAGGAGCAACAGAGUUCCGUUACCCUUCUUAUGUCCAACACAUCAUGGGAGAUAUUUUUUCCCUUGGUUUUGGGCCGUUUCGGUGGGUGUGCACAUCCGGUGAUCCCCAAGACCUUGCUGUAACUGACAACAUUGCUGCCACUGUCCUGGAGGAAAUCAGUGCCCACGUGUCCGAUCGCAUCAAACAGCAGUACAAUGAUAACAUCCUUUGGAUCAGACAGGCUGGAAAACACAAAAUGGUUGUGGGAUCACAGGCGAGAAUCCUCUACUCAGACCAAAAAGGACGAGUGCGCAUUGCUUUGGCUAUCAACCAGGCUAUUGCUGAUGGAAGAGUUUCAGCACCGGUGGUUAUUAGCCGAGACCACCAUGAUGUCAGCGGCACAGACAGCCCCUUCAGAGAGACCUCGAAUGUCUACGAUGGUUCUGCCUUCUGUGCAGACAUGGCUGUGCAGAACUUUGUUGGUGAUGCAUUCAGAGGUGCCACAUGGGUUGCCUUGCACAACGGUGGUGGUGUAGGCUGGGGUGAGGUUAUGAAUGGAGGCUUUGGUUUGAUGCUGGACGGCUCAGAGGAGGCUGCGAAACGCGCCAGUCUGAUGCUCAACUGGGACGUCUCUAAUGGGGUGGCUCGCCGCUGCUGGUCUGGAAACAGUAAUGCCUAUGAAACCAUCCAACACACCAUGGAGGAGAACCGGCAGCUGCGUGUCACCAUGCCUUUUCCCGUGCAGGACGAACAUGUGCUUGACCGUGCCCUGCAGGGUUAACCAACACUCAGUCACAGUUUUAUAACCAACUACUCACAGCUGCAUAACAAAGGAAACCAGCAACGCUGAUCACGAUCCAUUUGUAUGAAUGAGCUUGUUACCCAGCUGUUAAAAUCAUGUACUUGAAACAAAUAGGAAUGACUAAUAUUUAAAAAGCUCCCACACAGACGUCGUGACACACUGAAAACUUGCAUAAUAAUUUACCU
Molecule: messenger RNA, 2234 nt
Organism: Salarias fasciatus (jewelled blenny)
Lineage: Eukaryota; Metazoa; Chordata; Actinopteri; Blenniiformes; Blenniidae
Gene: uroc1
Product: urocanate hydratase 1
Exons: 19
Coding region: 1-2028 (675 amino acids)
Biological process (GO): L-histidine catabolic process
Molecular function (GO): urocanate hydratase activity
Source: RefSeq, a predicted model, not a curated record